Messenger RNA from Ictidomys tridecemlineatus (thirteen-lined ground squirrel), 10499 nucleotides. It is a transcript of the gene Crybg3, whose product is annotated as crystallin beta-gamma domain containing 3. Gene Ontology annotation, molecular function: structural constituent of eye lens. Gene Ontology annotation, biological process: visual perception; lens development in camera-type eye. Lineage: Eukaryota; Metazoa; Chordata; Mammalia; Rodentia; Sciuridae. The record is from RefSeq and is a predicted model, not a curated record.
CGCUUCUCCCGCCGGGGAUGGACUGAGCCGCGCUGGCGACUCAGAGUCAGUCUUGCCCUCGCCGGGUCCCAAAGCGCCGAUCUGGGCUCCAGGCGCAGGGCUCCCGGCACCGCCUCGUCCAUUCCCAACAGACGGCCCCCGACCUGCGGACGAUCGGGGGAGAUGUCCGGUGGCCGGAGGAGGGGCAGCGCCCCCUGGCACAGCUUCUCCCGGUUCUUCGCUCCCCGAAGCCCUUCCCGGGACAAGGAAGAGGAAGAGGAGGAGAAGCCUGGGACAAGCCAGUCGCCCGCCCCGGGCGCUGCCAGUGCUGAAAAUGAGCCCAUGAGCACAAGUCAGAAAAAGGAAAAUGUACUUUCAUCAGAUGCAGUAAAGAUUCAUCAAAGUGAGGAGAAAAUAAACCAGGCUGAGAAGCUGAUCACUCUUCCAACACAGGAAGAUCCCAAAAAGGCCAAUGAUCUUGCCGGUUCCACUUCAGAUGCCAAAACCGGGGAAACUGACAGACAACCAAAAGAGAGCUUUUUUCAGUUUCUUGGUAACUUGUUCAAUAUCUCAGGAAAAUCAUCUCUUGGUGAAGCUAAGCAGUCCUCUUUCAAAGAAGGCCAUGAUAAAACUGAAAGAGACGCUCAAACUCAUGGUGACAGUCAUGAAGGGAUCCAAAGUGAGAGGGAGAUUUUCAGUGAUCCACUGGGACCCCAGGCAGUUCCAACAGAGGAACAAGAGUCCAUGUCAGUUGAACUCUCAGAUACCUUUUCUUUGGAUACAACUCAGGACAGUGAACAGGAAACCACCGAUUUGCCAAAAAAAAUUGAUGGUAAGCCAGAGAGGCCUGCAGUAACAUAUGCAACAUAUCGAGGCCCCAGACAAAUUAUGAAAUACCUAAAGCAACAGCCCAUGUUGGAAACUGUGAAUACCUCAGACAGAGAAAAUGACGGUUCUGAUUCUAGUACAAACACACACUCUAGCCCUGGAAGUGAAAUGGAGACUGAGAAAGCAGCGUUGUCAUCAGCUAGUACAGAUGUCCACUUGAAACGAUGUCUGCUUGGGGCCCCAUUAGACGACUCUGACUGUAGCAAAAUUAAUCUCAACAUAGAAAGCCAUCUGACUAACAGUCCGGGACUUCAGAACACCACUCCUUCUAAGGAUGUUUUAAAUAAAAAUGAUCCUGGAGGACCUGAGAGAAGUUGGUUAUUCUCUUCUUCUGAGACUAACACCAGCUCUACUGUUAGAGAAUCUGACUCACGGAACCAUUUAGGCUGUGUGCCACUUUCUCAAACUGACAGAAACUUGGUAUGUUCAGCAUUGUUUACAGGAAGUAAGAGUAGCAAAGUACCUUGCAGUCCAGAAUUUCAGAGGAAAACUCCAACAGAAAAUACAAGGAGAGAAAACAGCUCUGUGAUGAAUGAUGGGACACUGGAGCAAAGAAAAGAGCAUGUGGAACUUCAGGGACCUGCUGUUUCUGAUUUCUCUUGUAGUAAAUCUAAUGGGAGUGACACUACCAAACUGGAAAGUACAAAUUUGCCAAGUCCCAAUAAAUCAGUUAGGCAUGAAAACCUGCAGUUGCCAGAGAGAAAGUGUUCUAACAAGCAAACCGUAGAUAACUCAUCAAAGCAGGCUGCCCAUCAUACCAGCACCAUUGCUGUCCAGGGACAUGCUGUGACAGACACAGAACUUGUAAAUGAAGGAAAGAAGUUGUUUGCCCAAGACUCACAGAAAAAUUUGGCUGUUACAGAAAUCAGGCAAGAAAAGGCAAGUGUCUUGGCUGGCGAACCCACAACUUCAAGUCAUGUAAAAGCUCUAGAAAACAGAAUCGAAUCAUUACCCAAAGAUACCCACCAAUUGUUUGAAACAGAAGCCAAAAAGCUUGAUUUGGGACCACAUGACAAAGCUUCCACUAUGAGUAUAAAACAAAACGACCCUGCCUUUGCACAGUACAUCAGUAAAUCACCAGUUGUAGCAUGCUUAGAAAACAGACUAGAACCUGAAAUGAAUUUCAAACUUAAUAAAAAUCACCUUUCAGAAUCUCUUCUUCACGCCAAGAAACCUCAGCAAGCCAAAGUAUCACUUGAUGAUGAAACACCACUUACCCUAGACUGUAAGAAAUCACAUUUUGAUGCUUCACCUUCUACCUUUGUUUCUGGAACGGACAUUCCGAGUAAAUUUGAUAUCCCUGUUUUAAAGGAUGUACCCAUAGAAACUGGAGAUUCCAACAUUGUUGGUAUUUCUCAUCAGCCAACUAAAUGUCCAGAAAAAAAUGUGGCAAUUCAUGUUGAGGCUGUAGAUAGGAAGAGUCCUCCUUCCCUUGAGCAUGAAUCUGCAGUUCUUGAAUCCAAGGAAGCUUUUGCUGAGAGUGAAAAAUGCCAGUUUCAUCCGGGUCCUGAAAUGAGUGGCACUAUGGUGGACCCAUUGAACUCUGAGCCUGGAAGCCUCCCCAAGGAUUAUAAUUUUGUUUCAUCUCCAGACCUUAAUAAAACAGAGUUAAUGCCUACAAAGACCAAGACAAUUAAAAGCACAGUAGAGGAGUCUGAUUCCCUUCCCUUGGAAACCAAAAUUAAUAACAUUGCUAAAACUUUAUCAACAUCUGAGGUUGGUGGUCAGAACAGUGUUCCUGUUAAGUCACAUUCUGGAAGAGGAAAAUCUAUAGCCUUGCCCAAGUUAUCUGUUUGCCAAACGGAGCCCAACAGCAUUUCUCAGGGUGCAAUUUCUUCUCCAUUAGAAAUUCCAGAGGAGCCAGCAAAGCCUAUUUUAUCAGAGUUAACUUCUCUAGAAGUUGAGCAGGACAAAAGUUUUCAAUCAGUGGAACAUAGGGAGAUUAAAGACAAACGUUCAGAUGCCAGCCUUAAGGACAGUCACCAGGUUCAGGUUUCUUCUACCUCCAAACAUCAAAGUAUAGAAGAAACAGAGGUGGACACCUUAUGUGAUCUUCCUUCUCUUCCCCAAAGUAAUCUACCUGUGAUUUCACCUCUUGGUCAACACAAAAAAGUCACUAGGCAUAUGGCACAGAAUUGUGAAUCCAACACUUGUAUGAUUCAUGAAUCUUUGGAUAUUUGUGGGACUAAACAGAGUUCUGGUCUCUCAGAAAUGGCAGAACUCAGUUUAACUAGUAUCUCCCCAAAGUUCCAAGAAACUGACAGCACAAAAGUAAAUUCACCUUUUUUGAGUUCUGAUAUUAGCGUGGAAAAAAAUGGGUUUUCAUCAGAAUAUUCAAGCUUGCUUGAUGUACCAUCUGUGCUGAGAUCAGCAAGGAAAGCCUCAUCUCACACCAAGAGAGAGGAACCUCAUUUUCUGAGUAGUGGUACUGAUAGUGCAUCCUUUUUCUCUGGUCAGCCAGAGGAAAUUAGCAUGGUUAUACAUUCAUAUGAUCCCUCAAAUAAUUAUGAUUCUGUGAAUGUUACUGAAGAUCUCUCAGGCGAAGAUGCCUCCAUAACUAAUCUGCUGGACCCUAGUAGCUUUUGCUUGGAAUUGGAGACACCUGUCCCAACAGGGGCAGAUGCAACCCCAUUUCAGGACCAUUUGGGGAUUCAUACUGGAAAGGUAGCUCUUGAUUUCCCAGCCACUGCCCAUUUGGACGAUAACAUGGAAGCAGAGACUGGAGCAGUUGCUGGGGCUCCAGCGUCAGUUAACAGCUCAAGCCAACAGUGUUCUGAAGCCUCUGUUGAGCAUGCAGAAGCGAGGAGAAGAGCACAUGACCAACUUUUGGACCUCAAAAGUGGUUUACUCAGAAAGGCUGACACAUUGAUUGAGGAGAUUUUUAAUUCUGUCAGAGAAGAACUAAAAUCCAAACACACAGUUGGUACCUGCCAGGAGCAUAUAUCCAUAGAUGGUGUAAUGAAUCCUGGUACUCUGAAGGACGAUAUCCCUGAGAAAAAAGAAUCAGAAGUGGCAUUAACAGGGAUCCAACAAAAAGGGUGUUUGGAAGAGCAGGGCAUGGAAAACAUGUCAGAAGUCAAAGAGGAAGAGAAAGCCUGUGUUUCAACUACAGUUGGUGAGACACAUCUUCUUUUUGAUUCUGUUAGAAUGAAUGUGUCUUGUGUGUUAGAAGAUCAAGCUAGGAAAUUAGUCAAUGAGGUUAUUUUUUCAGCCCAAGAACAUUUGAAAAAUGAUGCUUUUGAAGAUACUGAGGCUACCUGGGAUUCUGAGCCUCAGGCUCAUACUUCAAAAAUUCUGAACCGUGAUAGUGUUAAGCCAAGUGAUGUAGUUAGGGAGUUCUUGUUAUCAGAACAGGCAGUAAAUCAAAGCACGUGUGAAAUUAGUGAAAACACAAAAUUAAGAAGAUUCUUCUCCAUAAGUAACUUACUUAGUAGCACAGAGUCAAUUAAAGGAAGAGAUAUUUCUUUUUACCAAAAAUCUUCACUUUCUGGAAAUGAAAUUGGACAGUCUGAUAGUAUAAAUUUGCAAGAAUCAGAUACUGUUUUACUCCCUGAAGACAUGCCCCAUAAAGAGUUAGAUGAUAGAGUAAAAGCACAUUUAUUUGUCAAUGAGGACUGUAGAGAGACAAGAGAAAGAGAGCAUGUGGAUAUUCACAAAACUGGGACAGAAGACACAAGAACUCUUGUACUGAAUUUCAAAUGUCCUCCAUCUGUGAGUGAUAACAUUCUCACACCUGGCACAUCCAAAAGCAGUUUGUCUGAUAGUCUUGUAUGUAUAUCUGAAAAAAGCUUGCCAGAACAUAGUAAAAGCACACCCCUUGCAAUGUCAGGAAUAGGGAAAGUACACAAAAAGGAUGAAGUAAAUAUGGGAAAAAUUAAGCAUAUACCUUCCAUGUUAGAAAUGGGGAAAACAAACAAAAGGGAUACCGAAUUCAGUAUUAUGAAAUGUGAGGCAGUCCCUCCUGUGUUAGAUGCAGAAAGAGAUCAUAAAAUGGAAGCUGAAUUAAAUAUUACAAAAAUUGAGUCAGAUGCUGACAUCUUUAAAAUGGAAAAGGUGUACUCAGUGGGUGCUGAGAAGUAUGCUGAAAAACCUGAGGGAUUACCUGUCACUUUAGGAAUAGAAACAGCUUGCAAGAUGAGGAAUACUGAAGGGGACAUUGGCAAAACUGAGGUGAUGCCUCUUAUAUCAGAAGUAAAAAAUAUCCACCAAAAAGAUGCUGAAGGGGAUAUAGUAAAGAGUGAAAUGACACCUGUUGCAAGAGAAGUGGAAAAUGAUUAUCAAAAGCUUGCAGAAGGGGAUGUUGGCAAGAGUGGAGUGACAUCUGUUGUGUCAGAAGUAGAAAAUACCUGCCCAAGAGGUGGGGAGGAGAUUACCCAAGAGGCCAAGGCAGCAUCUGUUCCCUUAGAAAUGGAAGCUAUUUACCAAAAGGAUGCUGAAGGAGUUAUUAGAAAGACUGAGAGGCCUGUGUUGAAAUUGGAAACUACUCACCAAAAGGAUGCUCUAGGGGUUUGGGGGAAUACUAGAGUGGUAUCUUCUGUGAAAGAAGCACACAGGAAGGCAGCACCUGCCUCCUUAGAAAUGGGGAAAAAAUACAAGGUAGAUGCUGAAGAGACUAAAGGAAGAAAUAUGUUUAUGCCUUCUAAACUGGAAAUGAAAAUAACAUCCCCUGAGGAUCCUAGUGGGACUCUUAGGAAACAUGAAGAAAUACCCACAGCCAUAAAUAUAGAGAAAAUACAUGAAACAGAAUUGACCAUUACCCAAGUGGAAGGCAUGCCCACUGUAUUUGAAGCUGAAAAAUCAUCUCAAGAGUAUGCUGAAAGCAGUGUUGGAGACGUGGAGGAAGAGCCUACUGAAAUCAAGGAAAGCUUGAUAUUGCAUGAUAGCAGACUUGCCUCACACUUCAGGGGAUAUCAAUCACCUACAUUAAGUAAGGAUUAUGAGGGUUACCCGGCCUUAGCAAUGUCAGAUUUUCAACCUGAGGACACCGUAGUAAGGCUCAACAAAAGAGUGUCCAUCACUACAAUAUAUGACGCAAGAAGAGUUCUGGAUUUUAGUGAUGGGAAGGAAGAAUCUAGUUUGGCCUUUGUUUCUCAGGACGAACAAGAAAAUUCUUCCUUUACUAUAUUAUAUGAAGAGCCCCUUCAAGAGGAAGACAAGUAUGCUUCUGCAGAAGUUAGAGAAACCAGCUCUGUCUUAUUUCCCAAUGUGGCCCCUUCCUGCAUGCCUGUUUUGGCAUGUGAAAGGUCUGAGAGUAGAACUGACCUCCUCCAUCAUCUUGAAAAAGAUACAAAAUCAGAUGAGACAUUUGAUGGUGAUAGUUCAGAAACGUUCUUAUCAGUAGAGGCCAAAAGGUACAAAAUUUAUCCCUUGGCUUUGAGCCCCAUUUAUGAGGAUGACAGCUCACAGGAGGACAUUCUAUCCAGUGAGGUUUCUCCUGGUCAUCAAGGCUCCACUAAAUCCAGAGAGAGUGCAAACCAAUCUUCUUCAGUUUUGUCGCUUCUCCAGUCAGUAUCAGAGCGUUUAAAGAUGAAUUUUGAUGAAGAUGACAGAGAGGUGGCUGAGGAAGAAGAUGAGGAGGAAGAAGCAUUGCAGAGAGGAGGCCUGAGAGCUCAAAGAAAGGAUCAUGUUACCUUCCAGUUGCCAGAUCCUUCCAUCACAAGCUACCCUGACAAUGACCAGGAAAGCACUGGACUUUCUAAGAAUCCGCAUGUAAUGUCAAGUGACCCUGCUCCUUCCAAUCUGCAGAUUGGUCUGUGGCCAGAAAAGACUUUAUUUUUACAAAAAUCUGACCUUACUUCUAAAUUGCAUUCUUCUUUAAAGAGUGCUUAUCAUCAGUAUUUACAGACUUCUAAAACUCAUUCCUCGGAAAAAGGAACCAGAUUUGGUGGGUGUUUUCAGGAACCAGUGUCAAAAUAUUUCAGUGUUCAAGACAACCCAGGCAGAUUGGGCCCCUACACUGUGAAUGUUGACAGACAAAUUCUGAGAUGUAACCCAAGGCCUGGGAAGAUGGUUAUCUAUGAUCUCCAUGGAAGUGAAUAUAAACACGAGAUCUACUGUAAUAUUCCUGAUGCUACAGCAUGGUCUUUUCCCAAUGGGAUACUGAUAAAAGUUGUAAGAGGCUGCUGGCUAUUAUAUGAGAAACCACAUUUCCAAGGUCAGAAAUGUGUGUUAGAAGAAGGGGAAACAGUGUUAAAUCGUGACUGGAUUCUUCAGAACAGAAAACAUCCACAAAGAAAAUUUGUAUUGGGUUCUAUCAAACGUGUCUUAAAGGAUUGCAGCAUUCCAGAGAUAGAACUUUGCUCACAGUCUGACUCAGCUUAUUGUCCCAUCUACAUACAGCGAGCAGUCCCCAAUUUAGAAGAACUGAGUAUCCCCAAAUCUGUGUCUUUCACUGUGAAUUCAGGAGUGUGGCUUGCCUACCCAGAUAUUAAUUUUAAAGGUCAAGCUACAGUGUUGGAGGAAGACCAUGGGCUCUUUGAGAUUUCUGCAGCAGAAAUGAAAUCAUUGCUUCCACUUCAAAUGGGUGGACUGAAAGUGGAAAUGCCUAUGAACUUAAAGGUCAUUAUUUAUGAAAAACCUCACUUCCAUGGACAGGCCAAAGACUUUAGUGAACAUAUCGAUUCCGUCCCUGAUUUUUUAAAAAAUGAUGGGGAUUUUCAAGGAAUUGGAUCAAUUCGUGUCAUUGGUGGAGUGUGGGUCGCCUAUGCAAAAGAACAUUUUAAAGGCCAGCAAUUUCUGCUUGAAGAAGGACACUUUGAAGAUACUAAUGCUUGUGGGGCAUUAAGUGGUCCUAUCUUAUCUUUCCGGUACUUACAAGCUAAUUUUAUAGAAUCUUCCAUCACACUGUUUGAAUCUGACCUAGAAAGUGGGAAGUUUAUUGACAUUACAAAUCAGGAAAUUUCUGACUUGGAAGAAAUUGGCUUUGGCAGUGAAACAAGAUCCAUUCAUGUCAAAAGCGGAGUAUGGGUUGCCUACCAGCAGAAGUGCUUCUGUGGAGAGCAGUACAUUUUAGAGAAAGGGAAAUACAAAUGUUUUUUUGACUGGGGAGGAUCAAAUAAUAUAAUCAUGUCAAUCAGACCUAUCCAGCUGGAACCACUUGGGAUAAAUGAGCCUCCGCAUUUGCUCAAAGCAUUCAGUAAACCAGGGUUCCAAGGUGAAUGUAUAGAUUUUACAAAAGAAAGUUCUGAUUUGACUUCAUUUACACCAUGUUCUUUUAAAGUUCUUCGAGGUUGCUGGCUCCUGUAUUACCAAGAGGGCGUUUUUUAUAACCAGUGUGUAUUAGAAGAAGGCCUAUAUGCUGACCUUACUUCCUGUGGCUGCCCAACAUCUACAGUCAAAUCCCUCAAACCCAUUGACUAUAUUUUUGAAGAACCCUCAAUCAGCCUUUUUGCUCUGGAACAUUGUGAGGGAAGAGAGUUGCACCUUGAAGAGGCUGUGAACUCUGUUUUGAACAAGGACCUGCACUUCUAUACCCAGUCUGUAUGGGUAAAAAGUGGACUAUGGAUAGCAUAUGAAGGUCCCAACUUCCUAGGAAGACAAAUUCUACUUGAUCCUACUGAGAUCCCAAAUUGGACAGCAUUUAGUAGAUGGAAAACCAUAGGUUCCCUUCGUCCCAUGAAGCAGCCUGCAGUGUACAUCAGAAUAAAGAACCGAGCCCAAGAUGAAUAUCUGACAGUCACUGGAAAUUUAGCGGACACAAGGGCGAUGUCUGUGUGCAUCUCUCCCUACAGUGGAAAGAAUACUCAGAUCUGGUAUUACUGUCGAGGACUUUUUAAAUCCAAGGCCAGUGAUACAUGUCUUGAUGUGAUUGGUGGCCGGGACACACCUGGAGCUAAGGUAGCCCUAUGGACUGAACAUGGACAGUUCAGGCAAAAAUGGAGACUGAAUAAAAAUGGAACCAUCAGUUCUUAUCUCAGUGAGCAACUUGUCCUUGAUGUUAAAGGAGGAAACUAUUGUGACAAGACUCAUGUCAUUGUAAAUCAGCCCCUGGAGGGAAAAGAAACACAGAAAUGGGACAUUGAAAUACUGUGAGAAUCAACACCAUCCCUAGAAGGAGCAAAGGAACCUCAUCUCCCUCACUGAUGUAUGCAUGUAGAAAGGAAGCUACUGUGCCCUCUCUACUGAAUCGAUGCAAAGAAUCAACUUUUCCUUCAGGAGCUAAGACUGCUGCUCUUGCACUAUAUUCUUGCCAGUUACUCAGUGUAUCUAUGAAGAAAAUGGUAUGAUUUCUGGGAAAGGUUUUAUUCCUGAUGGAUUCCAGUUAUGGUGAGCAAGUUUCCGGAAGUCUGUGUUUUCUUUCCUAUCUACCAACCAUGAAUGCUAUUCCUGAUGGCCCAUUAUAGGAUGUUGGUGAUGCUGUCACCUGUAUUAGCUAUUAAUAUCCCAGACACCUGUAUGACUGCAAAACACAGGAAAAUAAACUAUAUCAUACUUUUGUAAAAAAAAUAAUUUUAGCAACAUGAUACUUUUGUAAAAAAAUAAUUUUAGCAACAUCUGAAAAUGUAUUUAAAAAGACUUCCUCUUAAGCUACUGCUGUGUGUAAAUAAGUCUUCAAAUUUCUAUAUUGAAGCUUUUAUAAUAGAAGUAUCCCAUGAGUAUUUAAAUACUUUUAACUGACUCCUUGGAGGGACCUCAGCUUUAUUAGGCAAAAGGCACCAGGACUGGAAUAUUUUCUGUGGCCAUUCUUUGCUCAGUCUUUCAAACUGAAAAUGCAUGUUACCUUGGAGUGCCAACCUCACAUUUUAGCAUUGGGUCACCUGUCCUGGUGCUGAUACCUUGCCCUAGAUUUUGCUUGAUUUGCCCUUAAGGAGAAAUGUUCAUGAAAAGUAUGACACUCCUAUAUAAGAGUCAAAUUUUUGUCUGCCUGAAAUAAAACUCUGUCCAAAUUUACUUUUCAAGUAAAGGUGCAGUUGAUUUCUCUACUAGUUUUCACUCCCAUUUUAAAUAGCUUAUAUUAAAGCAAAAUCAGGAAAUAAUUUUUACUUAGUUUCCAAUAAUCAUUACCACCUUUAAAAGCACAAUUCACAAGCAUUUUCCUUCCUGAGUUGGAUUUAAAUGUACCUUGAGACAACUGUUUCUUUCAUUCCCAACUUUUGCCAGAAUGCAGAAAAAUACUCUAUUUUUAUAUAGAAAGAUUAAAUUCUCUAAUGAUAUUUUAAAAAAUAUCAACCUAUAUGCACUUUAGAAUGUAAAAAUAACAAUAUUUUAAACUCAAGACCCACUAUUUUGAGUAUUUUUUAUAGACUUGGUGUUUCCAUGUAAAUAUUUUUUCCCCCUGAAAUCUCAGGCUUUUGUCAUCUUUUAAGCAGAAUCUAAAAACUUUCUCAAGUCCAUAGAUGUUGAGUGCCUCCCAUGGGUGUGGCUGUAUUAUUAAAUGAGACUAAUGUUAUAGGGAUAACUUUAUUUUAACAAGGAAGCUUGUGUAUACACCAAGGUAUGUAUAUUUUCAUUGUAAAAAAAAAAAACUUAAAAAUUUUCAUGUUAAUAUUUUAAAAAUUGUUCUAGAGCCAAGAAGGCGCAUUAAAGAAGUUAUUUCCAAAGAACAAAGGUUAAUGACAUUUUAGUUCUACAUGAUACAUUUUUGGAGUUGUGCCUUUUCUACCACACUGGAUUAAAUAAAUUUGUCAAAAAUA